Messenger RNA from Cyprinodon variegatus (sheepshead minnow), 687 nucleotides. RefSeq names its product translation machinery associated 7 homolog (gene tma7). The record is from RefSeq and is a predicted model, not a curated record. The transcript has 4 exons. Bases 107 to 301 code for a protein of 64 amino acids. NCBI's taxonomy places the organism in Eukaryota, Metazoa, Chordata, Actinopteri, Cyprinodontiformes, Cyprinodontidae.
UCUUCUUGGGUCCUACCAGCGCGGAUAAGACCGACUGACUACAAGCAACAACUGCUUUGAAUUUCUGUUAUUUUCAGAUUUUAUCUAAUAUUUAAGCUAUUUAAAAAUGUCCGGCAGAGAAGGAGGCAAAAAGAAACCACUGAAGGCGCCCAAGAAACAAAACAAGGAGAUGGAUGAUGAAGACGUUGCCUUCAAGCAGAAGCAGAAGGAAGAGCAGAAGGCCAUGGAGGCCCUGAAGGCCAAAGCGUCAGGAAAAGGACCUUUAACCAGCGGCGGGAUCAAGAAGUCGGGGAAGAAGUAGACUCUGACGUCGAUGUUUAACUCCUGCUUAGUUUGUUUUUCACUGAUAAACAUGAAUCCUGCAGCGCUCAGACCCCCGUCCCUGUGCUGAGCUCUUCCAGCUCCGACUCCAGUGCAGUUAAAGACUAAUUAGCUUGAACAGUGUAGGCAGGAGCAUGCUACUCUCAAGAAGAAACCUUAUUUUCUUCCUUAUUACACCAAACAGUUUAUCAAAUGUUUUUGUAAAAAUUAAACUUGGAUUGUUACGCCUCCCGAGUGAAAAAUUAUGUUAUCAAAGAUGGGAUCUUCCCUCUAAAAUGAAUCACUAAUCAUCUCAACUGACUUUACAUCCAGUAUUUGUUGUAUUGUGAGAUGGGAGUUGUCAAUAAAGUUUGUUUUGUAAUUCUC